GCUCCAUCUCUUCAGAGAGACGCCCGGGCAUCAGUCGGCCCCCUCCCCGCCGUGUCUUGGAUCAUCUAGCUUCUCAUCAGACAGAUAAAAGCUCUUGUGGAACCCCCAUGAGAGGUCCCUCCGUUUCCUGAAACAGAACCAGGACUGACGAUCCAGAGGCGCCACCUGAUUCCCAGGAGGUCUCAUGAUGCCCCACACCUUCCAGCAGAAAAAAGCCCAGCAGAUGCUCCUCCUGUACCAAGGAGUGAACGGGAUGAGAAAAGAGGGCGACCCCAUGGUCUGGAAUCACCACAAACAAGGCUUCCAAGAACUUGAUAAAAUGGCUUGCGCAGCAGACAGCUGCAUACAGUUUACGCGCCACGCCAGCGAUGUCCUCCUCAACCUGAACCGGCUCCGCAGCAGAGACAUCCUCACAGAUGUUACCAUCCUGGUCAACAGGCAGCAGUUUCGUGCACACAAGACUGUUCUCAUGGCUUGCAGUGGGCUGUUUUACUCUAUCUUUACUGACUCCCACAAGUGCAACCUUAAUGCCAUCAGUCUGGACCCGAAGGUGGACCCUGAGGGCUUUGCCAUCUUGCUGGAGUUCAUGUACACCUCCCGUCUCACACUAAAGGAGAGUCUCAUCAUGUCCAUCAUGAACACAGCCAUCUAUUUGCAGAUGGACCACGUCGUGGACACUUGCCACAGAUUUAUCAAAUCCAGCGACCCGUCGGCCAAGCUGCCCAGGGAUGAGUUUUUGGUCAGUCCCCUGGUGUUGCCUCAGGACGUCCAUGCAUACCGGCCCCACGACGUCGUUGACAGUUUGCACAGCCGCCUGGCUCCGUUCAGGGACGGGAGGCCCUACGGCACAAACAUGUUCGGCGGCGUCAGCACUCCUAGUAACUACCACCUCUACGGGCAGUUUCCCAUGCCGGGGUUUCCGUUCCCGCUCUGCAAGCUGACUGAUACCAAAAAUGCUUUUAGUGACCUCUCAAAGAGCGCCAUCCACCACAAACACUGUCCCCCACACGACGGCGCCAACGGCAUCAGGGCAGACUACGUCAGGGCACUUAGCACCGGCUCUUCUGGCAUUAUUCACUCCACCACCUUCGCUUCCAGGGAGAUGGGGAGAGACGACGAGAUGAGGAAGGAGGGCCACGAGGGCCAGCCCAUCGGCCUCAGCUCAAGGAAGCGUGCGUUCCCUGUGCUGACCCUUGAGCACCAGAAAGACUCGAGCAAAGAGCACGCUUCGCCGGCAGAUGAUGACCUCAUCCAUCAGCACUAUCCUUUGGGAAUCUCUUCCGUCGGGCGCAAGAGUCUCAUGAGUAGCCCCCAGAGCCCCCUCAAAUCAGACUGCCAGCCCAACUCACCGACAGAGUCCAGCAGUAGCAAGAACGCCAGCCUCUCCCACGUCGGUGGGGGGCAGGCAACACAGGGUACGCCGGACCCCAAGGCUCGCAACUGGAAGAAGUACAAGUUUAUCGUGCUGAACCAGAGCGCGAAAGAGGACGAGGCGGGGCUGAGGGAUCCCGGUCUCCGCUCCCCUCAGCGCCUCGGCAUGCAGCCCUACCUUCACCCUGGCGACUCUGACAGCCUCGACGCUCAGACCACAAGUAAGAGCAGCGAUCACAGCGAGGACCUACCUGUGCCGCAGGCCAGCCGACUCAACAACAUCAUUAACAGUGCACUCGAGGGGUCCCUAAGGAACGGUGACGGCCACCCUCCCCACUACCUGAACCGCCUCGGCUGCUCUACCUGCGGCUCCCAGUCCCCCCAGCACUCCACCGUCUGUCCCAACAACCCCAGGUCCCGCCUCUCCGAAGACAUGGCCGAGCUCCACUCCGAGUAUUCCGACUCCAGCUGUGAAAACGGUACCUUCUUCUGCAACGAAUGCGACUCCAAGUUUGCCGACGACGAGUCUCUGAAACAACACAUGCUUCAAGUCCACAGCGACAAGCCAUACAAGUGUGACCGCUGCCAGGCAGCUUUCCGGUACAAGGGCAACCUCGCAAGCCACAAGACCGUCCACACAGGAGAGAAGCCUUACCGCUGUAAUAUCUGCGGUGCCCAGUUUAACAGACCAGCUAACCUCAAGACUCACACUCGCAUCCACUCAGGAGAGAAGCCAUACAAAUGUGAGACGUGUGGCGCUCGUUUCGUACAGGUUGCUCAUCUACGUGCCCACGUAUUGAUCCACACCGGGGAGAAGCCAUACCCAUGUGAGAUCUGCGGGACACGCUUCCGUCACCUGCAGACGCUGAAGAGCCACCUGCGCAUCCACACGGGGGAGAAGCCCUACCAUUGUGAAAAAUGCAACUUGCACUUCCGCCACAAGAGUCAGCUGCGGCUGCACCUCCGACAGAAGCACGGCGCCAUCACUAACACCAAGAUCCAGUACCGCAUGUCCACAGCAGAAAUGCCCACUGACCUGACGAAGGCAUGUUAAGCUAAGCUCAAAGAGUGCAGCGGUUACCGUGGAGGCCAUCUUGGUCCUGGCAUUCAAUGACUCCACCCCCUUCAAAAUUGUACAAUCAUCCAAAAUUGUAGUGCCACACUGUGUUCUUGAGACAAUUAAAUUGACUGUGUUUGCCAUUCUAAACGGGUUUCCACUACAUGUGAUCAUAGAGCCACUAAUGGUAUCUUAGUCACUUUAUGACUUCUAUAUAUAUAUAUCUAAAUAAAUAAAUAAAUAUAUAUAUAUAUAUGUAUGUUGGGAGUGUUUUUAAGCUUUGAAGGUACGUAUAUAAAGCUUUAUUUUGUUGAAGGACAAAAUGUAAACAAUGUGUUUUUGCAAAUACAGUAUUUUAUAUCAGAGAACUUACUUUUCUGAAAGUAUUGACAAUUUUGACAGGUGGUACAUAUAUUUUAAGAAAAAGGAAAAAAAAAAACGGGCUUUGUGGCUAUAUAAAUUUGUCUAGACCUUUUUAAGUGUAUGUACAGACAUGUGGGAUGGGCGGGGUGCAUCUGGGUUCAGUCUAAAACGUCCCGGACGACGGCCG
Fundulus heteroclitus (mummichog) is the source of this 2978-nucleotide messenger RNA. It is a transcript of the gene bcl6aa, whose product is annotated as BCL6A transcription repressor a. The record is from RefSeq and is a predicted model, not a curated record. Gene Ontology annotation, cellular component: nucleus. Gene Ontology annotation, biological process: regulation of transcription by RNA polymerase II. Lineage: Eukaryota; Metazoa; Chordata; Actinopteri; Cyprinodontiformes; Fundulidae. Gene Ontology annotation, molecular function: RNA polymerase II cis-regulatory region sequence-specific DNA binding; DNA-binding transcription factor activity, RNA polymerase II-specific; protein binding.